AUGGAAGUUAGCACUUGUCUCUCUUCGUCUUCCUCCGCCAAAUUUGGAUGCUUAUAUGACUUCCCUCAAUCCCAAAUCAAUCGUCAUAGCCAUGGUUGCUUCUUCCGAUUUCCGGGGAAGAGCAGAGCACUUGUUGCUGUGAGCUCAGCUUCAUCCAUUGCCAGCACCACCACUAGUGUCAGUAAUGGGUUUGUGGGCCCAGGGAGUUCGACUCAAACUCCAACCAAUACCAACAGAAACUACACCCGGAGCGGUUCUUGCUUGGUGAUCCCUCCGCCGGCCGGCAAGAAGCCCCGGGCUAUCAUCAAGUUUCUCGGCGGUGCCUUCAUCGGAGCUGUUCCUGAAGUCACCUACAGCUACUUGACUGAGCUAUUGGCCAAGGAGGGGUUUCUUGUUGUUUCAGUGCCGUACAAUGUGACCUUUGAUCAUGUCCAAGCUGCCCACCAAGUCUACGACAGGUUCAAUUCUUGCUUGGACACCAUCUUGGCCUCUGGAUUGCCCAAUGUUGAUCUCUCGCCUGCCCAACUAGCUGAGUUGCCGGUGUUCUGUGUUGGCCAUAGCAAUGGUGCACUACUCCAAGUGCUCGCGGGGAGUUAUUUCUCCGAUAAAAUCCCAAAGGCUAAUGCCAUAAUCGCAUACAACAACAGACCAGCUACAGAGGCUGUCCCUUACUUUGAGCAGCUUGGACCAUUAGUUAAUCAGAUGAUCCCUAUUGUAGAGGCAUCUCCAGUUCCUUCUAUGGCUAGGACUGCCUCAGGAGAUGCAUGGAAGGCCCUAGUUGAUGCAGCUGGAGCAGUUCUGCCAGACAAUGAAAAGGAAACUCUAAAUUCAUUCACUAAAUUUGUUGAUCAGUUGCCUUCAGUGCUGAAUGAGGUCACCCAAGGGACAUCAGAGUUUAAGCCAACACCCUCUGAAAAUCGUGAAUUCUUUAAGAGCUCGUACAACGUGAAGCACACUCUACUGGUGAAGUUCAAUUUUGACGGAAUUGAUGAGACAGAUACUCUCGAGGAGACAUUAAAGCCUCGUGUGGAAGCUAUUGGCGGGACACUAGAAAAGGUCGAGAUAAGUGGUAACCAUAUCACACCAUGCGUCCAGGAGCCUAAGUGGGAAGUAGGGGCCUUGUACACUCCAGCAGAUGCUAUUGCUCAGAGUCUUAAAACUCUUUCACUAAAUGACGUUAGAGUCCUAUCCAGAACUAUAAUCGACUGGUUUCGACGUUUUGAAGACUGAGGAAAAGUAUAUACACAUUUUGUAUCCGCUAAAACCUUCAGGGGAGUCAGACUUACAUUCGUAUAGAUAGCUGAUUAAUUUGCUUGUA
Molecule: messenger RNA, 1318 nt
Organism: Fragaria vesca subsp. vesca
Lineage: Eukaryota; Viridiplantae; Streptophyta; Magnoliopsida; Rosales; Rosaceae
Exons: 9
Coding region: 1-1230 (409 amino acids)
Source: RefSeq, a predicted model, not a curated record